UGUGGCAUGCGUACCUUAUCUUAAAAACACACACGAGAUAUCCAACAGAUAUCUCAGUUUUAUAUCGAGGAAAAAAUCUAGUGAUGAUGAACAUUCAUGAUUCACAAAUUACAGUAUUAUGAUGCAUAGUGUGAUGACAAUAUAUUCCUGUGAAGUCUUUCCCCAGUGCCUCCUUUUUGGAAAGCUCCUCAGUGUUAACUCUCACUACAACGUUUUGGUUCACUGCACAAAUUCUAAUUCCUCGAGAAACCCCGGGAAGGUAAGAGUUUCUGCUGAUUCAACACUUACCCAUUUGCAUUCUUAUAAUUUCCAAGAAUCCCAUCUUGUCAAACUACUCAAUAGGUCUUGUAAAGCUGGCAACUACAAUGAAUCUUUGUAUUUUCUUGAAUGUAUGGUGAGUAGGGGGUAUAAACCAGAUGUUAUACUCUGUACAAAGCUCAUGAAAGGCUUCUUUAGUUCCAAAAAUGUCGAAAAGGCUACCAGGGUCAUGGAGAUUUUGGAGUCAAAAGGUGAUCCUGAUAUUUUUGCUUAUAAUGCACUUAUUAGUGGCUUUUGUAAGCUGAACCGGAUUCAACUGGCUAAUAGGGUUUUGGAGCGAAUGAGGGAUCGUGGGUUUUCUCCUGAUGUGGUUACCUAUAACAUAAUGAUAGGGAGUCUUUGUAGUAGAGGGAGGCUUGAUUCGGCUUUGAAAAUGAUGGAUCAGUUGUUGCAAGAUAACUGUAUGCCUAGUGUGAUUACUUAUACGAUUUUGAUUGAAGCGACUAUUCUUGAUGGCGGGAUUGAUGAAGCGAUGAAGCUUUUAGAUGAGAUGCUGUGGAGAGGUCUUCAACCUGAUAUGUAUACAUAUAAUGCACUCAUUAGGGGAAUGUGUAGACAAGGAAUGAUUGGGAGAGCGUUUGAAUUUGUUAGGGGACUACCGGAAGGAUGCAAACCAGACGUGGUAUCAUACAACAUAUUGUUACGAACUUUGCUGAAUCAUGGGAAAUGGAAUGAUGGAGAGAAUUUGGUGAGGGAGAUGUUUUCGAUUGGUUGUGAUCCAAAUGUGGUAACAUAUAGCAUUUUAAUCAGCUUUUUAUGUCGAGAUGGGAAAAUUGAAGAGGCAAUUAACUUGUUAAAGCUUAUGCUGGAAAAGGGAUUAUCUCCAGAUACUUAUACAUUUGAUCCACUGAUAUCUGCACUCUGCAAACAGGGGAAACUAGAUUCAGCAAUUGAAUUAAUGGAUUUUAUGAUUUCUAAUGGCUGCUUACCAGAUAUUGUGAACUAUAACACAAUCUUGUCUGCCAUGAGUAAAAAGGGAAAUGUAGAUGAAGCUUUGGAAAUAUUUGAACAACUUGCUAUGACAGGUUGCCAGCCAGAUGUGACUACUUACAACACGAUGAUCAGUGCAUUGUGGAACAGUGGGGAUAGAACGAGGGCCUUAGGAUUAGUUUCGGACAUGAUACACAAAAGGAUUGAUCCAGAUAAAAUUACUUAUAAUUCACUUAUAUCAUGUUUGUGCAGAGAUGGUAUGGUGGAUGAGGCUAUUGAAUUGUUAAGGGACAUGGAAAGAAGCCAAUAUUUACCAACGGUGAUAACUUAUAACAUUGUCCUUCUUGGACUGUGCAAAGCUCAUAGGAUUGAUGAUGCAAUACAAGUGUUGUCAGAAAUGGUUGAAAAGGGAUAUGAGCCGAAUGAAACGACGUAUAUAUUGUUGGUCGAGGGUGUUGGUUUUGGUGGAUGGCGAGCAGAGGCUAUGGAUUUGGCGAAAUCUCUGCUUGAGAUUGAUUUAAUUUCAAAUGAGUCAUUCAGACGAUUGAGUAGGACAUUUCCCCUUGAAGAUGUAUUGUAAAAUCUUCAAGUCUGUGUGUGUAGUAACAGAUAUCUAAUGGAACAAUGGGUAGGAAUGUACAAGCAGAUGCAUGUAUUUUUGUUGCUGACAGUUUUAUUUAUCAUGUACUACUAUGUUGUGCAUGAGUAGAGGAUGGUCUUGUCCUGCAAUAAAAUGUUUCAGAAUAAGAUUGUUCCAAGUAAUUAGAAUUAUUUUCCUGGUCA
Daucus carota subsp. sativus is the source of this 2031-nucleotide messenger RNA. Its product is annotated as pentatricopeptide repeat-containing protein At3g04760, chloroplastic. NCBI's taxonomy places the organism in Eukaryota, Viridiplantae, Streptophyta, Magnoliopsida, Apiales, Apiaceae. Gene Ontology annotation, molecular function: protein binding. The transcript has a single exon. The record is from RefSeq and is a predicted model, not a curated record. Bases 119 to 1828 code for a protein of 569 amino acids.